AUGGCUUCGUCCCCAGCGCGGCGGCUAUAUUACCUUCUCCUGCUGGUUCUCCUCCUCCUCGCCACGCUCUCCUCGCCGUCCGUCCGCGCUUCCUCGGAGCGCCGCCGCCGCCGCGUGGACGACAAGCCGGCGUUGCCACCCGCCGUGGUCCCAGUCCUAGGGCGCGCGCGGCAGCAGUUCCACGUGGCGCCAACAACGGGGCCGAUCAGGGAACGGAGGAGCAGGGCGCGCGGCGGGGGCGGCACCGGCGCGUGGACGUUCUCGGCGAUGCUGCCCCGGGGGUUCGUGCCGCCAUCGGGCUCGUCCGCGUGCCACAACGACAUGCCGGACACCGCCGCCGACGCCCAGUUCUUCGCCUGUAGCGGCGGCGGGACGCCGUGA
This is a messenger RNA of Miscanthus lutarioriparius, 381 nucleotides long. The record is from the annotation of a GenBank genome assembly. Lineage: Eukaryota; Viridiplantae; Streptophyta; Magnoliopsida; Poales; Poaceae.